CAAAACCAAAACCAAAACCAAAAGCCUCACUUCUGAGAUAUCUCUUCUUCCGAUAUCCUCUCUGAAGUCUGGUCGAUGGCCGCCGUGCAGCCGCACGUAGCCCCUCGCCGGCAUCAUCCUCCUCCGCCUCCGCCUUCGCCUCAGCCACCAGCUCCAGCGCUGUCGCCGUCACUGGCGAUUGUUGCGCGGCCGCAGCUUCGGUGCAAGAGGAGCCACGCCGCCGACGUCGCCCGCAGCAGGAAGGAGGGCGUGGCGGGCUCGUGCUUUCCCUGCCCGUCGGAGCCGUUGCUGAUCGACCUCGACAGCGGCAGCGACGAUGAGGAGGACGGGUGCGGCAGCUGCGUAGACGGCGGCGAGCGCGGUGAAGGACAGGAUGACGAUGAGCAGGGGAGCGGGAGCGUCGCCGCCUGGUGGAGCCAAGAGAGCAGCCUCCGCCGUUGCUUCCUUUUGGCGAAACGGAGCAGGACAGCGGAGGACGACCGUGCCGGCGGCGAGGACCCUAAGGUGGCGGCGGUGAGGCGGCAGGAGGAGGACCGCAAGUUCUGGGAGGCGUGCCUGGCCUCAGGCUACCCUUGAAGCUGCAGGAGGGGCAGGCCAGAUCAAUGGCCACGCCAUGCAUAAUGAGCGCGCGUCUUUCUUGAAAAUUUUUGUUUUAUCGAUUCAACUACCGCUUCAACAAGUCUGCUUUGGACAAUGCUACGAGCUAGCACUGUAUAGUACAGUUUUGUGUUUGUCGUGUGGAAUGAAUUGAUGAAACCAAGGUGGUUAAGAGAAGAAGAGGGAGAUGAUGUGGUGGAGGACUAAGAAAGUCAGCCUCUGUCUGCCACUGUACACAGUUGCUUAGGAUUCGAGGAACUAACCACAUGUGUGUGUGUGCAGCUGCUGAAGUGCAAUCACAUGAUGUAGAGAUAGACUCAGCCCUUCGAAAGCUGUAACGGCGUCUGCAGUUGCUGAAAUGCAAUCACAUGA
This is a messenger RNA of Phragmites australis (common reed), 969 nucleotides long. RefSeq lists its product as uncharacterized. NCBI's taxonomy places the organism in Eukaryota, Viridiplantae, Streptophyta, Magnoliopsida, Poales, Poaceae. The transcript has a single exon. The record is from RefSeq and is a predicted model, not a curated record. Bases 76 to 576 code for a protein of 166 amino acids.